AUGCGCAUCUCCUCGCCCUCCCACGCCUUAGCCCUCGCGCUCACCCUCACAACCCUCCUCCAUGCCACACACGCACUCAACACCGCCAAGCAGCGGAAAUUCAACCUCCUCGCCGAAAUGGGAUACAACCCAGACGGCACACCCAUGGCCUCCAGCUUCAAAAACGCCCCGCCGGAUACCUCAUCCCUCUCCGCGCUGCUCAAGUCCAAAACCUCGGAAUCUGGGGCUGCGUCGAGGUUGUCGAGGACCGAGAUCAUUGUCCCAGAGUAUGUGACGCUGCCGCUGGAUAAUUUCCAUGCGAGCAAGGGUCAGGAUGCGGAGUAUGAGGGCUCGUUUGCGAAUCGCUACUGGGUGGCGGAAAGUGGGUAUCGGCCGGGUGGUCCGGUGUUUGUGUAUGAUGUGGGUGAGGCGGAUGCCGAGCCCAAUGCUCUGUUUCGGUUGCAGAAUGAGACGAGUUUUUUUAAACAGAUUGUGGAUGAAUUUGGGGGGAUUGGAGUGGUUUGGGAACAUCGGUUUUAUGGAAACUCCACCCCUGAACCCAUAAACAUCAACACACCACCCGAAGUCUUCAAAUACCUCACCACCGAACAAUCCCUCGCAGACGUCGAACGCUUUGCCAAACAAUUCUCUCGCCCAAACAUCAACCACACCCUCACCCCCGACGCAACACCCUGGAUCUUCAUCGGCGGCUCCUACCCCGGUAUGCGCGCAGCCUUCAUGCGCAACAUGUACCCCGACACCAUCUAUGCCGCCUACGCCUCCUCCGCCCCCGUCCAAGCCAGCAUCGACCAAUCCUUCUAUUUCGACCCCAUCUGGCGCGGUCUCAACGCAAAGGGCUUCGGAAACUGUACCCGCGACAUCCAAGCCGCCGUCCGGCACAUGGACGACAUCAUGGACACGGACGAAGACGCUGCCGCCGCUCUCAAAGUGCAGUUUCUCGGCCUCGGCGCCGCUAACAAUUCCCACGCUGGGUUUGCGGAUGCGCUGACGACCAUUUUUUACCUUUGGCAGAGCUAUGGGGUCGAGGGGGGUGCGUUGGGGCUUCGUCGGUUUUGCGAUUGGAUGGAGACGGAUCCCCAGCAGGGGAAUCGUACGGCGGGGGCAGAGGGGUUUGCAGAGAGUAAAGGGGUGGAGUAUGUGGUGGCGAGGUGGGCGGCGUAUCCGCACUUCAACGCGGGUGUGAAUGAGUAUUUGGAAACGGAGUGUUCGGGCAAGACGAAUGUUACGGGGACUUGCGAUUUGGGUGGCUUGUUUACCAAUGCCGAGAGUAUUUCGUGGACGUGGCAGUAUUGUACGCAGUGGGGAUACUUCCAAUCAGCCAACCUCGGCCCCAACCAACUCGUCAGCAAAUACAACUCCCUCGACCACCAACACGACAUCUGCCACCGCCAAUUCCCCGACGCUCCCGGCUCCCUCUUUCCAGACUGGCCCCUCGUCGACCACACGAACCGCGUCUUCGGUGGCUGGUCCAUCAGGCCUUCCAACACCUACUGGUCUAAUGGAGAAUUCGACCCGUGGCGCACGUUGUCUCCCGCCAGUGCAGAGCCGUUCGCGCCGGACGUACGCGUGUUUGCCGAGCCGGUUCCAGAAUGCGGGAGCAGCCAGAGCGGAGACGAGGUGUUUGGCUAUGUGUUGCGGGACGCGGAGCAUUGUUUUGAUUUUCGGACGACGGGGGUGACGGUGCCGGGGGGUGAGAUUAGUAGGGAGAUUUUCAAGGGGGCGUUGAGGGAGUGGUUGGGCUGUUUUCAGGGUAAGCCUGGGUAUGGGAGGCGUUGGAGGGCCUAG
Molecule: messenger RNA, 1785 nt
Organism: Plenodomus lingam JN3
Lineage: Eukaryota; Fungi; Ascomycota; Dothideomycetes; Pleosporales; Leptosphaeriaceae
Biological process (GO): proteolysis
Molecular function (GO): dipeptidyl-peptidase activity; serine-type exopeptidase activity
Source: RefSeq, a predicted model, not a curated record